AUGUUUCAAGACUAUAUUGAGCUUCUAUCAUAUUCUUUACCUAACGAGUACUUUACUGAAGAUCCUCAAGACGGACAUCCCAACUCAAGCGUGCCAGAUUUUAUUAGGCAAGAGCGCAUCAACGAUAGGAUAUCAUGGCCUUUUUUCAAAGGUGAUGAGCACGCCCUAGCUGUAACCCUACGAAGGCGUUCACUUCCCCUCAUAAAGCUGCAGCCUCAGGCGGUAGAGCCAGAAAGCUCUGGCUGGAUGGUUUUACAUGCCAUGCGACGAACCCUAGCUGGUCAACCAGUUGUGGACUUUUCAGACCUCACAGCAUCAGUCCGGGAAAUAGCGCUGAGCCAUUUCAAGUGUGAGAUUCUAGCAGCGACCAGAGCUAGGACACUAAAGCCAACCGAAGAAGACUUCGCGAACUUGAUACAUGACGUUCAUCGAACAGAGUUUUUUGACAAUGCUAUGUACGCCAUAGAUGGCAUGUUCUCAACUGAUCAUAGUCACAACUCUCCAAAUGUCAUUGAGCCAGCCAGCGGCCACAUGGUUGACAAUACCCUUUUAGUGGCACAAGAUGCCUCAGAAGAUCGCCAUGGCGGUCUGGCUGUACAAAAUGUUUCGGAAAUUCUUCAAGAUUCUUCUUUGUCCUGCUCCAGCCAAGACUCUCCAGAAAUUCUAUCU
This is a messenger RNA of Pyricularia pennisetigena, 669 nucleotides long. RefSeq lists its product as uncharacterized. Lineage: Eukaryota; Fungi; Ascomycota; Sordariomycetes; Magnaporthales; Pyriculariaceae. The record is from RefSeq and is a predicted model, not a curated record. The transcript is spliced from 2 exons. The annotation marks the transcript as partial.